GUGAGCUUCAAGGUGAAACCCACAGGAAGGAAUUUAAAAUAUUUUAAUUUGUGUUAUUACACUGAUUUUGUAAGCUCUGAGAUAAAGAUGACAAGACUGACAGUCCUUGCAGGCAUAUGCCUGGUAUUAUGCCAAGUGGCAUCUGCCACUCAGAUGGUGUGCUACUUCACCAACUGGUCCCAGUACAGAAACGGUCAGGGCAAAUACUUGCCACAAAAUGUGGACCCGUUCCUGUGCACCACCCUGACAUAUGCCUUCUCCAUUAUCAACUAUGCAAACGAGCUUGUAACCUUUGAAUGGAAUGAUGAGGCUCUCUACAAAUCCUUCAAUGCCCUGAAAACCAAGAAUCCUUAUCUGAAAACUCUGUUGGCUGUUGGUGGAUGGAACUUUGGUUCAAGGCAGUUCUCCAUCAUGGUGUCCAAUGCCACUAACCGCCAGAAAUUCAUCCAGUCAUCAAUCACAUUCUUAAGGACUCAUGGUUUUGAUGGUCUGGACCUGGACUGGGAGUACCCAGGAGCUCGUGGAAGUCCCCCUGAAGACAAGCAGAGGUUUACUUUGCUCUGCAGGGAACUUGUUGCUGCCUAUGCUGCUGAGGCCAGUGCAACUGGUAACCCACAGCUCAUGCUGACAGCUGCAGUGGCAGCAGGAAAGGGAACCAUUGAUGCCGCAUAUGAGAUUGCAGAGAUUGCUAAGGAACUAAACUUCAUCAACGUGAUGACCUACGACUUCCAUGGAACCUGGGAUGAAUUCACCGGACACAACAGCCCACUGUACCGUGGCUCUCAUGACGAAGGGGACCUCAUCUACUUUAACACGGACUACGCUAUGAGGUACUGGAGGGACAAUGGCACCCCAGUGGAGAAGCUGAGGAUGGGCUUUGCAACUUAUGGCCGAACCUUCCGUCUGACAUCAUCAAACAGUAGUGUUGGAGCCCCCGCUAGUGGCCCUGCAUCAGCUGGACCUUACACACGUGAAGCCGGAUUCUGGUCCUAUUAUGAGAUCUGCGACUUUGUAAAUGGUACCACCCUACAGUGGAUUGAAGACCAGAAAGUGCCCUAUGCCACUAAGAAUAAUGAGUGGGUAGGAUUUGAUACCAGGGAAAGCUAUGAGAUCAAGGUUCGUUACCUGCAAGAGCAGAAGUUUGGUGGCGCCUUUGUGUGGGCCCUGGAUCUGGAUGAUUUUUCUGGACAGUUUUGUGGAGAGGGCAGCCACCCUCUAAUGGCACAUCUCCAUAAACUCCUUGAUAUUGAGCUGCCCCCGCUACCCCCUACCACCACCCCUGAUCCCAGUGCAACCGCCAUCAGUCAACCCUCUGCUACUACUACCACCACCACCACCCAUUAUCCAGGGUCUGGUUUCUGUAAUGGUAAACCUGAUGGAUUGUACCCCAACCCAGAUGACAAGAAAAGCUUCUACAUAUGUGCUGGUGGCAUCACCCAUGUGAACACCUGUGCAGCUGGCACCAUCUUUGAUGACAGCUCCAAGCACUGCGUCUGGCCCUGAGCAACAACUCAAGGAAAUGUGUAUAACAACUGCUACAAAUAGUUUGAAAAUAUCCGAUACAAUGCUGAUAAGUGAAAAUAUCAAAGUGCACUUUUGUCUGCCGUUUAAAAAAAUCAUGUACCAAAAUAUUGUAAAAAAAUUUUUUAUAUAUAAUUACUGUUUAGUUGUGAAAUACAGUGUGUAUUUUUCCCUUUUUCUCCCCAAUUGUACUUGGCUUUACAAAUGUGUUUAACGAGGUUUUUCGUAGGAAACGGAAUAGACUGCCAUGCCACCCGGAUGCUCUGAGUAUGCUAUUUUAAUGAAUGCUAAUAGACAAGGGAUGCCAAAAACCAGUUUAAUGUCAUUUCGCCACACAACUAUGAGGUGAAAUACACCUUACCGCAUGCGGUUCUUCAUAAUCGUGUAAGCAGAAUUAGCUCAAAUGGUAGGGCACUCGCUUUGCACGCGAGACGCAGCAGGAUCGAUGCCUGCAUUCUCCAAAGAGGAAUUGGAUGAGACUUGUCUGUGUUCCAUUUGCGAAUGUCUCUUAAGUCUGCAACAAUUAUUGUCACUUUAACUGUGAGAUUUACCAUAUAGUGCUACAAAUCCAGUUCAGCUUUGCAAUCAUGGUGCUAUUUUCUACAGCAGGGUCACAUAUGUAUAUGUUGAGUGUUAACAUAUUGGCUGGGUCAAUAUCUUAUUCAGGUAUGUGCCUAUACUAAUGUCGUUACAGCAUUGACAAGUGAUGUUUAAAUGAGCAUGCGCAAAUACAGUUUUGCUUCUUAUGGUUCAAGUAACAAUCAGUGAUGAGCAUAUGUGUUUAUUCCUCCGUGAAAUGUAUGUGAUUUACCAGUACUCCUACCCUUACAAUGGCAGCGUCAAAUGGUACUAUGUGCAGCGACCAGGACACAUACCCACCGGCUUCUCUCCCACCCGCAGACACGGCCAGUUGUGUCUGUAGGGACGCCCGAUCAAGCCAAAGGUAUCACUGAUUCGAACCAGCGAUUCUCGUGUUGGCAGGCAAUGGCAAAGACCACUACGCUACCCGGACAUCCCUAGAAUGUUUUUCUAUUGUGUGGUAACCCACAUCUAUAUAACUAGAGACAUUCACCUGAGAGGACGGUGUACCUUUAAGGGAAGAGGCGAGGGGUCAGAUAAUGCACUUCCGCUUCCGGUUCACAGUUCAGUGUCGUUGUCGAAUGUAUGACAUGCAAAGUUGGAGCUAGUAAACUACCUCGA
Molecule: messenger RNA, 2721 nt
Organism: Lampris incognitus (smalleye Pacific opah)
Lineage: Eukaryota; Metazoa; Chordata; Actinopteri; Lampriformes; Lampridae
Product: acidic mammalian chitinase-like
Exons: 12
Coding region: 88-1503 (471 amino acids)
Biological process (GO): chitin catabolic process; carbohydrate metabolic process
Cellular component (GO): extracellular region
Molecular function (GO): chitinase activity; chitin binding
Source: RefSeq, a predicted model, not a curated record